Messenger RNA from Photinus pyralis (common eastern firefly), 909 nucleotides. RefSeq lists its product as uncharacterized. The transcript has 4 exons. The record is from RefSeq and is a predicted model, not a curated record. Lineage: Eukaryota; Metazoa; Arthropoda; Insecta; Coleoptera; Lampyridae. The coding region runs from base 25 to 579 and encodes 184 amino acids.
ACACAAAUCGCUUAGUUACCAAAAAUGAUCGCCCACGUAUUGUUGAUGUCUCUUGCCGUCACUUACGCAACGAGUCCUCCAUAUGUGGAACCGCCACGCCCAGAACCGUCAAAAUGUCCCCACGACGAGUCCCUUGCCGGUUUGGACAUGACGAAGAUGGAGGGCAGAUGGCACGUGGCGUCUGUUAGCACUACCAAGCCCUUGGAACUCAGGGGGCUGGCUAAGCCUAUCGAAGGACAGACGGUUACCAUUACCGGAAGACCGGGAGAAUACCUUCUCGUCCACUCACUUGGGGAGGACAAUCCGUUCACUCACGAGUACACGAUCGUGCAAGAGGAACGAGAGAUUAACGCCUACAUUCCCGAACAAGUCAACGAAUUGAAAUUCGCGGUUGUUGCCACCGAUUACGAUAACGUCGCCUUGAUAGUAACAUGCGAGCAAGGCUACACGCAUCACCGAGUCGCACGCGUUCUAGUCAGGCACUCUGCUGGAGAUCACCAAAGACAUCUGGAUCAGAUGUAUGAACAUUUGCCUGCGCGUGGCAUUCAGAUAGAGGACAUGGAGAAGGUGGAGAUGUGAAGCUUUGCCUUUCUUUUUCAGUUUAUGUCAAAAAUAAACACUCAAGAGUAGAAGUACUCUAUCAAAAUCAAAAUUCCCUUCCCCUGUAUUGAGAAAGAUAUCACUUUUACUUUUUUCGUUGAAAUGACAGGUCGGUCUUUGCAAAAAAUGUUUAUUCCUGAAGUGGAAAAUUUACAGUCAUCAUGCUACAAUUGUUUAAAUCAUUUAUGUAAGCGUCUUUACGCGAAUGGGAGGGCUGUAAUCCUUUCUAGGUAAACUUAUUCCUUUUUGUUAAUACGUUUCUUUUAGGAUAUGCCGUAUGUGUUACUUUCAAUACAUGACUUUGUUUUA